AUGGGCUUCACAGAGAUGUUUGACGGUGCCAUCGGCAUUGAUCUCGGCACAACGUACUCGUGCGCCGCCGUCUUCGUGCGCGGGCAGGUGGAGGUGAUUCCAAACGACAUGGGCAACCGCACCACACCGUCAUGCGUGGCCUUCCACAACGACGACGUGCUCGUCGGCGACGCUGCUAAGGCGCUGCUCGGCCGCGGCGUCUCUGGCGCCAUCUUCGAUGCGAAGCGCAUGGUUGGCCACCACUUCAGUGACAAGAGUGUUCAAGAGGACCGCACCCGCUGGCCCUUCUCCAUCUCAGAGGGUGACAAGGGUAGCAUUCAGAUCAACGUGACUCACAGGGGCGAAGCGCUGCAGCUCGCACCGGAGCAAGUCUCUGCCAAGGUGUUAGCCUACUUGAAGGAGUGUGCAGAGCGCUACUUGGGCAAGCAGGUGAGGAAGGCGGUCAUCACGGUACCGGCGUACUUCAACGAUGCGCAGCGCGAACGUACCAAGGCGGCGGCGACGAUUGCUGGGUUGGAGGUGUUGCGCAUCAUCAAUGAGCCAACAGCGGCGGCGCUGUGCUACGGCCUUGGCAUUGGCAGCGGCACAGAGCAGCAGCAAGGUGAGGACAGACCUCACAACGUCGUCGUCUUCGACUUUGGCGGUGGCACCUUUGAUGUGUCCAUUAUCGUCAUCGAUAGCGGAAGCUUUGCAGUUCAGGCGACUGCUGGCGACACCCACCUGGGCGGGCAGGACAUCGACUCGAACCUUCUCCAGUACGUACUGGACGAUGUGCAGUCGCGAUACAACAUCAGUAUUGCUGAGCAGCCGCGUCUGCUGGCGAAGGCUCGCACAGCGUGCGAGCGGGUGAAGCGGGUUCUAUCACAGUCAACAACUGAGGAACUGGCUCUGGAUGGUGUGUUGCCAAGCGGCGAGGAGUAUACGCUGCCGGUCUCGCGUGCGAAGCUAGAGGAGCUGAACGCGUCUGUGUUUCAGCAGUGCAUGGCGGUGGUGAAGCGUGCGCUGAAGGAUGCAUCCAUGAAGGUGGAGGACAUCGAUGAGGUUGUGCUCGUCGGCGGCAGCUCGCGCAUCCCGAAGCUGAACGACAUGCUCCGCACCUUUUUCAAGAAGGAACGACUGUGCAACUCAGUGCACCCGGAUGAGGCGGUGGCCAUCGGUGCCGCAGUGCAGGCUAGCAUCCUUAGCAACUCGCUUGAGCAGCAGUCGGAGAAGACGGCCAGUGUGGUGCUCAUGGACGUGGUGCCGCUGAGCAUCGGCGUAGAGGUCGACGAUGGCAAGUUUGACAUCGUCGUCCCUCGCAAUACGACUAUCCCAUACAAGGCGACGAAGGAGUACAGCACAGUCGAAGACUACCAGCAAGACGUCGACGUGUGCGUGUACGAAGGCGAAAGGCCGUUGACAAAGCACAACCACAAGCUGGGCGAGUUCACACUCGAGGGCAUCACCCGUGCCAAGAAGGGCAAGCCCACCAUCACAGUCACCUUCUCCAUCGACGCGGACGGCCUCCUUACCAUCACCGGCACGGAGGAACUGGCCAACAAGAGACAAACGCUCGUUGUGCAGAACGUUGAUCGCCUCUCCGAGGCGCAGGUCAAAGAAAUGAUCGACAUGUCGAAGAAGUUGUCCAAGGAGGAUGCUGUGGACGAUGCCAGAGAAGCAGCACGACGGAAGGUGAAGGGCGCACUGGAGACUCUUUCCACUGUCAUCGCCGCGAUGCCGCAGCCGCCGUCGUCCCAUCUGCAGAAGCGCCUUGAUGCCUUUACUUCACACGCACGUGACUGGAUGGCGCGGCUGCUACCCUCCUACUCAACCGCAGCUGAGGUGGAGGAAAAGGCCAAUAAGAUCUCUAAACUCGCCAAGAAGGCGAUAAAGAAAGUGGAGAAGAUGGCGCGCAGUGAUGAACCAGUCUCGAAGCGCCAUCGCGACGAGGGAGGUGACGACGAGUCCUUCAGCGACAGCGACGCGGAGAACGAAGCGGGCAAGUGA
Messenger RNA from Leishmania braziliensis MHOM/BR/75/M2904, 1986 nucleotides. RefSeq names its product putative heat shock protein 70. NCBI's taxonomy places the organism in Eukaryota, Euglenozoa, Kinetoplastea, Trypanosomatida, Trypanosomatidae. Gene Ontology annotation, biological process: protein refolding; cellular response to unfolded protein. Bases 1 to 1986 code for a protein of 661 amino acids. Gene Ontology annotation, cellular component: cytoplasm. The record is from RefSeq and is a predicted model, not a curated record. Gene Ontology annotation, molecular function: ATP hydrolysis activity; heat shock protein binding; misfolded protein binding. The transcript has a single exon.